AUGAUCCAAUCCUUCGCUAGGCGGCACGUCGUGCCGCGUGGAGUGUUGCCAUCGAUUUGCAAACGUGCGCUCCAGACCCAGCCCUUUGAGGCUGGCUAUGAUCAGGAGGAACUUCGGGAAGCCCGCGAGUGGCAUACCACCUUUACAGAGGCGAAGCUGCCUCGGGGCGAGACGACCUUUUCGCGAUCAAGCGGUCCCGGGGGUCAGCAUGUGAACAAAACCGAGAGCAAGGCCACCACGUCAUGGUCUAUCAGUGAGCUGUCUCGCUGCCUCCCGAAGAUCCUGCAUCAAACUUUGAGACAGUCAAAGUACUACGUCAAGCGUAGCGACUCGAUAUUGGUUCAGGCCCAAACACAGCGGAGUCGGGCUGCAAACAGUGACGAGAAUCGGGGAAAGCUGAUGGAGGAGAUUCAGCGCAUGUACAAGGAGCUUGUACCGGGAGUGACUAGCUCGGAGACGAAGAAGAAGCAUGCGACCAUAGCGAAAGCUUUUCAUGAUACCAGGGUCAAGGCGAAAAAGCACCAUAGUGCCAAGAAGGCCUCGAGGAAAGGUCCAUCUGAGUAA
This is a messenger RNA of Microdochium trichocladiopsis, 564 nucleotides long. RefSeq lists its product as uncharacterized. The transcript is spliced from 3 exons. Bases 1 to 564 code for a protein of 187 amino acids. The record is from RefSeq and is a predicted model, not a curated record. Gene Ontology annotation, cellular component: mitochondrial large ribosomal subunit. Gene Ontology annotation, molecular function: translation release factor activity. Gene Ontology annotation, biological process: mitochondrial translational termination. Lineage: Eukaryota; Fungi; Ascomycota; Sordariomycetes; Xylariales; Microdochiaceae.